UUGAAAUUAGAGAUGAAUUGAAUACAGUGUUGAGUCCACAAAACUUUUCAAACAAAUCGACCAUUAAUUCAAUGAAUGGUUCGCCAAAGAAAGUCAACUCACCCGUCAAAAGGAAGCCUAACGUUGCUCUCAAUAACUUAGUUAUUGACGAAGACGUGGAUAACAGCGACGAAAUAAGGCCACCGAAGCAAAAGAGAUCGCGUCUCAACUCUCCUCCCUCUUCUCGGUCUCCCAAGAAGCAGAGGACUUCUCCCGGCAGUCAUAACUCAAGGCCUAAAAACAUGAAAUCAAACGCUUUGUAUUGCGUUUGUCGGAAACCAUACGACUCGUCCAAGUUUAUGGUCGGGUGUGACAUCUGCUCGAACUGGUAUCACGUGGACUGCGUUGGACUCACCGAAGUACAGGCCAAGAAAGCCGAUCAAUACAUUUGUCCCAAUUGUGACAAAAUGAAGGCUAAGAACAAAGAGCUGUAUUGUUUGUGUCGGCGUCCGUACGACGAGAGCCAGUUCUACAUCUGCUGUGAUCGGUGUCAGGACUGGUUUCACGGCCGGUGUGUCGGUGUCUUGCAGUCGGAGGCGCAGGCCAUUGAUGAGUACGUCUGUCCCAACUGCCAGAGCGACUCACAAAUCAAUUUCGCGAAUCUUAAGCAACUGAACGCAAAGGACUUCGAAAAUCUCAAGAAAUUACUCAAAUCUCUUCAGACGCACAGAAAUUCGUGGCCAUUCCUGGCACCUGUCGAUCCCAAAGAGGUUCCCGAUUAUCAUCAAGUGAUUAAAGAGCCAAUGGAUCUGAAGACAGUAGAGAAGCGUUUGACGGACACGAGUUAUGACUCUUUGGCCCAAUUUAUAGGCGAUAUCACGAAAAUCUUCGACAACUGUCGCUACUAUAACGCCCGCAACUCUCCCUUCUAUCAGUGCGCAGAAGUACUCGAAGGCUUCUUUGUGGCCAAAAUCAAGUCAUUCCGAGAGGCCAUGAAGUGAUCACCACUUCUUAGUCUCCAUUUAGUUCUUCACAUCAAUGCUAACACAUAUGACAGACAUCUGUAUAUAAGUUAACCACAAAAUUGCCACAAAAACGCAUUUACUUAUAAAAUAGUUUUCUAUUAACUCAUUGUUUGUAAUAAAUUUAAUUUAUAAUUCAC
Oppiella nova is the source of this 1141-nucleotide messenger RNA. The record is from the annotation of a GenBank genome assembly. NCBI's taxonomy places the organism in Eukaryota, Metazoa, Arthropoda, Arachnida, Sarcoptiformes, Oppiidae.